Molecule: messenger RNA, 1056 nt
Organism: Penicillium roqueforti
Lineage: Eukaryota; Fungi; Ascomycota; Eurotiomycetes; Eurotiales; Aspergillaceae
Exons: 3
Coding region: 1-1056 (351 amino acids)
Source: RefSeq, a predicted model, not a curated record
AUGGAUCCCGCGGACGUGGAGGUGACCAUUAAAGUGGGCGAUGAUGGGCUCGCUGAAAUCCAGACGAACCCUGCAAUUCCCUACGUGCUACCCUCGGUGGAAGACCACUUUGACCAAAACCCUUUUGCUGUGUCUAUCUCUACCGGGGCGAAGCGCGAGCGCCAUCCAGCUGAGGAAAGCAUCGCGCCUUCCCCUUGGUACUUAGCUUCUGUCUACGGAAACCCGCUGUACUCAACACCUGCGGUCCAUGAGUCUCGUCUGACUCGGCUUGGAACCGAGGAGACUGAAGAAUCUGAGUGGUUUCCACCCCCCAAAUAUCAACUUAAUUCCGGUUCGAUGGCUCCCCUACAGCCCCGGGAGCUACCCGGUUCUCCACCCAAGACUAACCCCAACUCGCGCGUCUGGGAAUCUCACCGUCCUUCGAGCCUCAACUUUACCAUUUACGAAGAUCCGCAGGACCAGCAGACCCCCAGCCCUCCGCAGCAAGGGUUCUACUCCAUGGAAGAGGAUAAAGAGAACAUCUUUCUAACUCAGUCUGACCUCGAAACCUCUGACGAAGAAGAGCAAGACACUCCGUCCAACCUCGCUUGGAAUGAAGCUUCCACCGGCCCCCGCGAUGCCUUUGGUCUCCCACUCAACCGCGAAAUGUCUGAUUUCGUCCCUCCCCGCAACACCCCGUUUACGGAGCGCCCCAUGCGCCAUGGUCGAGAGGUGCUGCGGACCCUCUGGGUUGAUGAGGCACAGGUCCCCGAGGAAGAUGAUAGUGAACUGCAUGAGGAGAGUCUGACCAACGCCCAGGUUCGAGAGGCUGUGCAGACUAGAGGAAGCUACCAACUAGGACGAGCUAUGGCCCGCUCCAACCUUUACCAGCUGCGUGAGGAUACCCGUGUUCAGGCACCUACAUAUUUCCCCAGGGAUGUUCGUCGCAUCCUUGAUUUCCAGCAACCCGAGUAUCGUCGCUCUAUUACUCCCGAGCCAAACGAGGAUAGCCGCACUACUACUCCUGAAAAAAGCGAGGAGGAAGGCCACUCAGAGCCAGAGCAAGAGCUUGAGUAG